GCGGCGCAAGCAAAACUGCCUUGCCUCGUUCUAUCGAUUUCGAUCUCUUCACGUUGGUGGUGUGCGGUGCCGUUUGGCCCUCUCAUCACUGUCUUCGCUAUUGUUAUGCAGGAAGCGAUUUCUUCGCUCUUUUUCUUCUUCUUUGUGAUAGGAGGUUGCAGAUGCGUCUGUCUACGAGGGAGGUGAACGUCCAGGGGCGGUUGAGCAAGUCCCCCACACAGCUGGACUGGAAUGCGCUGUCUUCCUCGGCUGACGCAUGGCCGCCGCUGCUGCCGAGUUUCAGCAGGGAGACCGCCGAUGCGUCGGAUCGCUUUGUGCAGGGCUUCAUCUGCAAGCGCAUUGAAUUCCGCUGCGGCCAGCUCCCCUCCACCGCGUACACGGAGUCCUUCCUGCCGCAGUGGAUCACCAUGGCGGAGCACCGCACCGACGUCAUGGAGGACUUCUUCGCCCAACAAGGGACGCGACUGGACGAGGAGACGUUUCAGCGCGUCUUUGGCGCCUUUGAACGGCUGCAGAGCGCCUUGCGCGACGCCCGGCAGGAGCGCGGGGACGUUGACGAGCACCUCCACGACAAAAAAAUCACGUUUGCGCGGCCCGUGGCGCACCGCCUCAUUCGUCGCUCCCGCGACCGCUUUUCACUGCGCAGCGUCGCGGAUGCUGAUGACAGCAUGGAGAGCGCGCGUCUGUCGUCCUCUACGCGAACGGUCGACGUGGGCGGCACGUUGCGAAGCUCGCUACAGCGGCCAAGCCUCUCGCCGAUACCGCUGGACAGACCGGUGAAGGUGCCAAACGCAGCGGAGGAGGAGGAGUACACCACCGUGCUGCCUGUGGAGGAGAACCCCGACGGUGAUCAUUUUACCGGACGCGCCAGCGGCGUGUAUUAUGGCGAUGUCUUCCACUCCGCCCGCAGCUCCGCCAACAGCAUCGAGGACGAUUCCGGCCCCUCCUUCACAGCUCCCGCUGCCUUUGUUCACAUGGAGAAAGAAGAAGCAGUCGCCGAGGAGCAGAGCGCUGUCGCGACGGAUAGUCGAGGAUCGGAAGCGUUACGCCUUUUAGUGGAGCUGCACCGAGGUCCGACCUUGCACUCCGCCGCGUGGCGGCGCUGCUGGAUUUUGUUCUUCUACUACGCGCUCCUUCCCACUCUUGCCGUCUUGUAUUUCUUUGGUGGUGGCCUGAAGCCAACUCUUCUGUCGGAGCCCAAGUGA
Leptomonas pyrrhocoris is the source of this 1205-nucleotide messenger RNA. RefSeq lists its product as hypothetical. The record is from RefSeq and is a predicted model, not a curated record. The coding region runs from base 162 to 1205 and encodes 347 amino acids. The transcript has a single exon. Lineage: Eukaryota; Euglenozoa; Kinetoplastea; Trypanosomatida; Trypanosomatidae.